UAUCGCUAGGUGUCAAGCAAAGUGAAAAUGGCUGACCAAGAGAAGUUAGAUUUCCCAACAGAAGAUGGACCAUCUUUAGGCACGGUGAUCAGCGAAAAGCUGACCGAAUCUAUAGCAAAUAUGGAUCUAUUGAAUACCCUACAAAAAAUGGUAGCCGUAGAACCGGGUGAUGAAGAGUCGGAGGUAAUAAGGGAUAAACUAAGAGGAGUUUUGGCUCAGUUCAAGGAUAUGACUGAUGAAGAUAAGGCAGAGUUUGCUAAGAAGAUAAAAGAGGGUCUUGCUAGUAAAUUGAGUAUGAGGUUGAAGAAUAAUGAGAUGUUGGCUGGAGUUGAGGAUGCGAUCAAAGAAGCUGUGAUGACUAAGCUUUAUAUGGUCGCUGCGGCUGCGUUCGUCAUUUUAGUUUUAAUUGUAUUCUUCGGCUACAAACUUUACAAAUCGAUAAAGGAAAAGGAAAAGAAACGCGAAGAAAAGAAAAAAGCUAAGCAGAUGAAGAAAAAGAAAUGAUUUGACCCUAAGGAAAACUGGAGCGAGGCAACACUGGAGUUGUGUAUGGGGAAUUAUGUAAAUAUUUUCAAAAUUAUUUUUUUUGUAACAUUUUUUUGGAAAUUCUUGUCAAAAUCGGUCUAAUAAUUAAGGAAAUUUUAUUUAUUUUGUGUAAGUACGGUAAAAAUUUACUCUUAGCUGUGCGUAGUACAUUUUUGAAUAGAAAAAUCUAUUAUUACCUAAUUUAUUAAUAUACAUCAAAACCAAUGGUGUAAAUUACAGUUUUUAUCAUUAGUAUUUAAUGAUAUAUACUCUAAAAUAAAAAAUGUGUUUAGUGAAAUAUUCAAAAUUAAAUUUUGUUUAGGUUCUAGAAUAAACUUUAUUAACAAAUUAGCCAAAAAUACGUAAUUUUCCAAACACAACUCUAAAUCGACUGAUUAAAAACUAUUUAAGAUUAAACUUUUUUUUAUUUAUUCCUGUUGUAUUAGUGUUGAAAUAGAUUUUUUUGACUUUUUAAUAUUGUUUGCUGGCAACCCGUAGAAAGCACAACAAAUGAAAAUGUAAUUUUACAAAAGUUGCUCAAAAAUUGCACAAUGUCUGAAAACUACGGGUUUUAAGCAAAAUACAUUUUAAAUCGCAUUUUCAAUUUAUAAACGACAACUUAGUUAAUAAAAUAACUGGAUAAAUUACAAUGUUACUAUCAACUUUAGCGAUAUUGAAAAAUUAUGUAACAGUGAAAUUAAAUUAUGUAAUUUUUAUUAAAAAUGCAUUUAAAUAUUGUUAACUUUAAUAAAUAUAACUUUUACAUUCCUAAACUUUGAAAUUCCUGUAGAAGUCGUUGUAUUAAGUUUUACAACUUUGUUAUAUGAAUGAUUUGAUUUUUUUAUAAUUUUAUGUGUGCCGAUUUUCUGUUGACAAUACAGUUUAUUUUUACAUGA
Messenger RNA from Helicoverpa armigera (cotton bollworm), 1421 nucleotides. RefSeq lists its product as uncharacterized. The coding region runs from base 28 to 504 and encodes 158 amino acids. NCBI's taxonomy places the organism in Eukaryota, Metazoa, Arthropoda, Insecta, Lepidoptera, Noctuidae. The record is from RefSeq and is a predicted model, not a curated record. The transcript is spliced from 3 exons.